AUGGGCUCCGGCGCCCCAGUCGACCCGAUUUUGCCCCGGCUCCUCCCAGCUCGGGCGGGCGCUCCGCCGUGUCCCAGCCCGUCAGUCCGCCCGGCCCGGCUGGCCGCAGACGGGGCCUGGGCGGCCGUACCGGGAACCCUGAACCCCCGGGCGUCGGGAGGCGUCGGCACUACCGCUGACCGGCGGCGGGUCCCGGGUUGCGACCCGGCCAGAGCGAAAAGGCGGCGACACCAUGUUCUCCCUCAAGCCUCCCAGACCCACCUUCAGGUCCUACCUCCUGCCGCCGCCCCAGGGGAAAUUGUUGUAAAUGAAGUCAAUUUUGUGAGAAAAUGCAUUGCAACGGACACAAGUCAAUACGAUCUGUGGGGAAAGCUGAUCUGCAGUAACUUCAAAAUUUCCUUUAUUACGGAUGACCCGAUGCCAUUACAGAAAUUCCAUUACAGAAACCUUCUUCUUGGUGAGCAUGAUGUCCCUUUAACAUGUAUUGAGCAAAUUGUCACAGUAAAUGACCACAAGAGGAAGCAGAAAGUCCUAGGUCCCAACCAGAAACUGAAAUUUAAUCCAACAGAGUUAAUUAUUUACUGUAAAGAUUUCAGAAUUGUCAGAUUUCGCUUUGAUGAAUCAGGUCCUGAAAGUGCCAAAAAGGUAUGCCUUGCAAUAGCUCAUUAUUCCCAGCCAACAGACCUCCAGCUACUCUUUGCAUUUGAAUAUGUUGGGAAAAAAUACCACAAUUCAGCCAACAACAUUAAUGGAGUACCCUCAGGAGGCGGCGGUGGAGCUGGCGGGGGCAGCACCCAAAAAACUCCGCUCUUCGAAGCCUACUCGGACUGGGACCGAGAAAUCAAGAGGACGGGUGCCUCCGGCUGGAGAGUGUGUUCUAUUAACGAGGGUUACAUGAUCUCCACUUGCCUUCCAGAAUACUUUGUAGUGCCAAGUUCUUUAGCAGACCAAGAUCUGAAGAUCUUUUCCCAUUCUUUCGUUGGAAGAAGGAUGCCACUCUGGUGCUGGAGCCACUCGAAUGGCAGUGCUCUUGUGCGAAUGGCCCUCAUAAAAGACGUGCUGCAGCAGAGGAAAAUUGACCAGAGGAUUUGUAACGCAGUAACUAAAAGUCAUCCACAGAGAAGUGAUGUUUACAAAUCAGAUUUGGAUAAGACCUUGCCCAAUAUCCAAGAAAUACAGGCGGCUUUUGUGAAACUUAAGCAACUAUGCGUUAAUGAGCCUUUUGAAGAAACUGAAGAAAAAUGGUUGUCUUCACUGGAAAAUACUCGGUGGUUAGAAUAUGUAAGGGCAUUCCUUAAACAUUCAGCAGAACUCGUGUACCUUCUAGAAAGCCGGCAUCUUUCUGUCAUCCUACAAGAGGAAGAGGGAAGAGACUUGAGCUGUAUUGUAGCUUCUCUUGUUCAAGUGAUGCUGGAUCCCCAUUUUAGGACAAUCGCAGGAUUCCAGAGUCUGAUCCAGAAGGAGUGGGUCAUGGCCGGAUAUCAGUUCCUAGACAGAUGCAACCACUUAAAGAGAUCUGAGAAAGAGUCUCCCUUAUUUUUGCUGUUUUUGGAUGCCACGUGGCAGCUGCUAGAACAGUACCCGGCGGCCUUCGAGUUCUCAGAGACGUACUUAGCAGUGCUCUACGACAGCACCCGCAUCUCCCUCUUCGGCACCUUCCUCUUCAACUCUCCUCACCAGCGUGUGAAACAAAGCACGGAAUUUGCUAUCAGCAGAAAUAUCCAGUUGGGUGACGAAAAGGGUUUAAAAUUCCCCUCCGUUUGGGACUGGUCUCUUCAGUUUACAACAAAGGAUCGCACCCUUUUCCAUAACCCCUUGUACAUCGGAAAGAGCACGCCUUGUGUGCAGAACAGUUCUGUGAAAUCUUUCAAACGGACAAAGAAAAGCUACAGCUCCACUCUGAGAGGAAUGCCAGCUUCCUUAAAGAACGGGAUCAUCGGUGACCAAGACUUAGUUCCGAGGAGAAAUUCAUUAAUAUUAAAAGCAAAGCCUGACCCUCCUCAGCAGCCCGACGGCCAGAGCAGCGGGAUGGAGCGGUACUUCAGGGAGUGGUUUUCCAAACCAGCCGACCUGCACGGCGUCCUCCUGCCGCAUCUCUCGGGGACACACGUGAAGCUCUGGAAACUCUGCUACUUCCGCUGGGUGCCCGAGGCCCAGAUCAACCUUGGGGGCUUCAUCACUGCCUUUCAUAAGCUCUCCCUGCUGGCCGACGAGGUGGACGUGCUCAGCAGGACGCUCCGGCAGCAGCAGGCUGGGCCUCUGGAAGCCUGCUAUUCGGAGCUGGACAAGAGCAGAAUGUACUUCCGGGCCAGCGGCCCGCACGAUGCCUCGGCGACGCCCGACUUCCUUUCCUCCUCCUUCCCCUUCUCCCCCGUAGGCAACCUCUGCAGACGAAGCAUUUCAGGAACACCAUUAAGCAAAUUUCUAAGUGGGGCCAAAAUAUGGUUAUCUACUGAGACACUAGCAAAUGAAGACUGAAAUGUACUAUUUUCUGAACAUUUUGAGGGCAGCCAUAAACUUGCCCUCUGACUUAAAAUUGCUAACCUAGGCAUUUGAGGCUCCAAGAAUUUUCUGUCAGAAUAACAGUUGAAAUUUGCACUAAUAUUUAAAAAUAUGUUGAAUUGUGCGUCUUUCAUAAUUUUUUUUAAAAAAUAGGCAGAACUUUUCUUUCUUAUGGCCUCUUUUUUGUCAUUUCAGGCCUAGCUUAGUUUUAGGUGAUCUGUAGGCAGACAUUACCCCACUCUUAAUACUGUGAGCAAACGAAUCAGGUUUUGUCUGUGACAUUUAUUUUGUCCGCAUCCAUUUUCUCCUGCCACCUUCUAAAGGUUACCUGGUCCUCAGGUGAGCACCCCAAAGAAGCAGACACCAGGAAAGCUAAGAAAUUAAUUUUAAGUAGAUUUUCAAGAUGCAUCCGGUAAGCGCCCCCCACAGGCGUUAGGUGGUAUUUGUAUAUUUUUCUGGUCACUUGGUUCUCGCUAAUGGAACUCACCUGAGGGUUCAGUAUUUCCAGGGCCAUAAUUUAUUGGCGGUCACCUUGUUUGGUACCGUAGAUCACUGUGUUUUAAAAUCAUGAGUUUGCUUUUACCUUCAUAGGACUAACAUGCACUGUUGACUUUAAAAGAUUUGCUGUAGAUAAUACAAACUUAGAAGUGCCUUUGACAUUAAUAUUAAUUAAGGUAUGCAUUAACACAAAGUAAAACACAAUUUCAGUUUUUAAAAUUAGGGUGUUAAAAGCCUACAUAUUAGAAACAGGUUUCUCACCACUGAGCUUCAUACCAAUAGCCAGGAGUGCCCAGAACUACAUUUCCUUCCCUCUGAAAGUCAGCGAGGACACCGCGGUCCUGUGGGGAUGACCAGGUUGGUGACAGCAGGAGGGGUGAGUGCUGUCCAUGCGGAAAUCCACCCUCAAAAAUAGAGGUCUUGCUCAGGCAUUUAGGGCAUUGCCCAUCAGGAUUUCCAGUGCGGUUAACUGUUGCUGACACUUUUCCCUUGGAAAUCACUAAUGAGGUGGUGAGUCUGCUCACCUGUACAGAAGGCCCUUCUCCCACGGACAAAGUUCUUAGUGGUUAGGUAUAGACAACAGGACAAAUAAAAGGGUACUCCUCUCAAAAUACUGCCACCUUAAUGUGGAGAGAAGCCCCCCACUCCUGGCCUCUGCCAGCAGUAUCGCGAUGGAGAAGCACAAAAAGGUGUGUGUUGGUCCGGUUGUGGGACAGGAGCCCAGGCCACACAGUGGGGGCCCCGAGCAAGGCUCGAAAUGGCAAUGGCGGUCAGCAGCACACCCCGGUCCCUGUUUAUAGGAUGGAUGUUUUCGAAUUGGGCGGUUACUUAGAGUUUCUUAAACUGCCACCUUAAGCUUUAAAGAAGUUUUAUAGUGAAGUGGUUAAUCUUUUCUAAAACAAGUUUUUUUCGAAGCCGUAUUUUACUGUUAAUGUGUAAUGAGUAGCUGUUUCUAUUUGAAUUAUUCUCCUUUUUUACAAAUGAUAUCUCUGGACUUUAAGGACAGAAGUUUUUAGAAAAUGCCUUAAGAAAUUCAUCUUGUGGCUAAACCCAAUGUUUUUGCCAGCUUGUUGCCUAGAAGAUAAGGGCUUUUUUUCAGUUUAUAUAAAAAAAUAGCACUGUUGCCAUUAAACAUUUUAUAGUCCUUGAUUGGAAACCAGUCCCAGUCCCCUUAAAAUCUCACAGCGUAUCCUGCCUUAGAAAGUGUAAUAAUUCUCCCUUUUUGGUUAAGCUGCCUUUUUAUUAUUACAGAUUAUCCUAAAUUGGGGGAUGUUGGAGAGGGAUUGUUGAACAUUUAUUUCUUUAUACUUCUCUUUCCUCACACAUUUAUUUCAAUCCCUUUAGCAAUUUUUUUGUUGUUAAUUUACAAGCUUAAAAAAAUUAGGUACUAUUAAUACUGUUUUAAAAUAGAAAAUGUGCAUAUUUUUGUAUGAUAAUCAAAUGUACUAAAAAUGGUUUUUCAUUUUAUUUUUGCUGGACAGUUGUUAUAUCAUGAUUAUUGUGCCACAAUUUACCGUGCAUAAUAUGAAGAACAACUAUACCGGCUUUAAGUCCUGGCUGUUGUAGAGCUGCCCGGCACCUGUGCUGGCAGAAAGGCAGUGGUGGUGACCGAAGUCUUGGUGUGGUUAUGGACGCCGCGCUGAAGAGCGCCUCACGCUCCGGCCCCUCUGCCCUGCGAGCCAAGUGUGUGCCGACCGGAUGCCACGCGGCCCUCACAGCUUGGGACUUUGUAGUACUGAACUGAAAGGUGUACAAUGUCUUACUGUUAUUUUAUGAUGGAAACCAGUUUUAAAACCAAAAAUGUCUUAACUUUAUUUAAGAAAAGUAUAUUAAUUUGUGCUAACAGAGGGUUAAAAUUCGUCUGCGUACCUUCAAGAAAACCUGCCUGCCGUAGCAGUAACCUCAAGUAGUUAGAACUUGAUUUUGAGAGAAAACUAAAACCUUUGUGCCUAAAAUUCUGACUUGAGUUAAAGUAGGAUGAGCAGGAAGUGAGAGAUCUUGUUCAGCAGUGAUGAAUGUGAAGGAAAUUUUGACUGCUAAAUAAAAUUUCCA
Molecule: messenger RNA, 5052 nt
Organism: Enhydra lutris kenyoni (northern sea otter)
Lineage: Eukaryota; Metazoa; Chordata; Mammalia; Carnivora; Mustelidae
Product: myotubularin related protein 10
Exons: 15
Coding region: 1-2478 (825 amino acids)
Source: RefSeq, a predicted model, not a curated record